Aspergillus welwitschiae is the source of this 787-nucleotide messenger RNA. It is a transcript of the gene cwc26, whose product is annotated as putative cell cycle control protein (Cwf26). Lineage: Eukaryota; Fungi; Ascomycota; Eurotiomycetes; Eurotiales; Aspergillaceae. Gene Ontology annotation, biological process: mRNA splicing, via spliceosome. Bases 63 to 665 code for a protein of 200 amino acids. Gene Ontology annotation, molecular function: RNA binding. The record is from RefSeq and is a predicted model, not a curated record. The transcript has a single exon. Gene Ontology annotation, cellular component: U2-type spliceosomal complex; RES complex.
AUGAGGAGGAUGAUGAUGCGCCGGUUGUUGAGGGGGUAGAGGAAGAUGAAGAAGGGGUAAGGAUGGAGUCUGGGGCGCGGGCAGGGUUACAGACUGCGGCGCAGACGGCGGCGAUGGUAGCAGCGCAGGAGAGGAAGAAGAAGGCGGAUGCGGCGAAGUAUAAGGAGUCAGCGUUGGGGGAGAAGGCGCAGGAGACGAUUUAUCGUGAUGCAAGUGGACGGAUUAUCAAUGUUGCGUUGAAGAGAGCGGAGGCGAGACGGGCGGAGGAGGAGAAGAAGGCGAAGGAGGAGGAAGCGAAGGAGGCGCUGAUGGGUGAUGUGCAAAGGAAGGAGAGGGAGGAGAGGAAGCAGCAGUUGAGGGAUGUGAGGGCUAUGCCGUUGGCGAGGACGGCGGAAGAUGAGGAGCUGAAUGAUGAGUUGAAGGGGAAAUUGAGGUGGAAUGAUCCUGCUGCGCAGUUCUUGACCAGUGUCAAGGAGGGAGGGACGAGUCGGACGGGCAAACCGCUGUAUAAGGGGGGGUUUGCGCCGAAUCGCUAUGGCAUUCGUCCUGGGCAUCGGUGGGAUGGAGUGGAUCGGGGGAAUGGGUUCGAGAAGGAGUGGUUUUUGGCGAGGAAUAGAAAGGGUCGCUUGGAGGCGCUGGAUUAUCAGUGGCAGAUGGAUGAGUGAGUGGGUGUAUUAUAUUGGUGGUGUUGUUGUUGCUUUGGGAUUUGGGCUUAUCUGGUGCUGGACGCUGGAUGGAUGGUAAUAUGGGUUUGUGUGUAUAUGGAUCGCAUGCAUGGCGGUGUUUU